This is a messenger RNA of Zerene cesonia (dogface butterfly), 1708 nucleotides long. RefSeq lists its product as uncharacterized. Lineage: Eukaryota; Metazoa; Arthropoda; Insecta; Lepidoptera; Pieridae. Gene Ontology annotation, cellular component: SCF ubiquitin ligase complex. Gene Ontology annotation, biological process: SCF-dependent proteasomal ubiquitin-dependent protein catabolic process. The transcript is spliced from 2 exons. The record is from RefSeq and is a predicted model, not a curated record. The coding region runs from base 211 to 1656 and encodes 481 amino acids.
AUCUACUUUUGUCAGCUGUUUUAUCGUAGCAAAUAGCAAUUAGCAUUAUUUUUGGUUUAUCUUAUAAAGUGUAUAAUUUGUUUCAAAAUUAUUGAAUCCAAUACGAAAAAUGCACUAAUAUCAAACAUGUGAAAUUUGGGUAAUAUUCGCGUAUGAUUAGUAUCAUUGAAGAAAUGUAAUUUCCCAUUUGUUUUCUUUAUUAUUACAAAUAUGUCGCCUCGUAAACAACCAAGUAGUUUAUUAAGAUUGUGUAUUAAAAGUUCUCUUAGUUUGAUAAAUGAAUGUUGUUAUAUUAUUGAGAAAAAUAAUCCGGAUAUAGACUGUAGGGAAUGUGAAAGGCAGGUGUGCGCGUUGAAAGGAUAUCUCAUGGCAUUAUUACCAGCGAGGUUAUUUGAUGUCCUCUGUUUAGAGAGAGGCUGUUGCCGGUAUCGCGGUGAUCCUCGAAUCCAACUGAAUGUCCUCAUCCAUCCCAAAAUGUCCAUAUUUCGCAAAUGCGACGUCGACAAUGGCAUUCCCCAACACUUCUGGAUUCGCAUCAUUCCAUGGUUCAGUCGUUUGGUCGUCCUAGAUUUAAAAUUCAUCUGCACUGACGAAAUACUCGAAAUAAUCGGCUCUCAAUGCCUCCUCCUCGAAGAGUUAAACAUUGUCUCCAGGGUCGAUAUUUGCAAAUCUCUAAUCAAUGCUUCAGUUUUGAUCCGGAACGUCUCCGAUUCGGGUCUCUGUUGUAUUUCCAAUUUAAAGAAUUUGCGCAUAUUGGCAAUGGAUCCACCCCGCAACGAGAGAGCUAGUCGCGUAGGGCGGUGUGUCUCGCAAGCCGGCAUCAUCAUGCUGAUCAGUGAGCUCCCUUACCUCGAGGAGUUGAGAAUAGAGUCCUGCGAUAUAGGCUCAACGUUGAUCGGUACGGAUCUAAGCAUCGGUCCCCUCAGUUUACGAAAAAUCAACUGCCAUUUUGCAUCGGCGGAAGGCAUGCGGAAGUUGGUAAAGAUUUGUCCACAUUUGAAAGAACUGUCCAUCACCCAUUUGUCUGCGCAUAACAAGGACGCGAUUUUAGAAGAGAUAGCGUUAAGUGAUAUUAGGUUACAUAAGUUGGAUAUGUCUUUUUUCUCAUACAGCACUUCUAUGCAUCAUAUGCUGGAGGUGAAGGGGUGUUAUUUAACUCAUUUCUCUUUAUGGGAGAUCGACCAUUCACUAACAUUAGACGCCGUUAUUAACAUUGGCACGUGUUGCCCUAACCUCACAUCGCUCUGUCUCAUGACCCAAUCCAACUAUUUUUCGAUACCCCGCUUCUUUCGGCGACCACCGAGCAUAUUCCGCGAAAUAGAGACGUUGACAUUAGGUAAUGAGAAUUUCAGUAUCGAAGAGAUAUUGGUGUUCUUCGCAGAGUGCACGCGGAAUCUACGGAAGUUGACGUUGAAGUAUCAGACGAAAUUAAUUUUAGAUAACACAUUAAUCUAUAUUUUGCAGAAGGGUUAUUUCAAAAAUAUGAAUAGUUUAUGGUUGGACUGUACUUUGGAGGUUUCCAAAGAUGUAGUGAAACAGAUAAUACAGACGUGUGAACAAUUGCAAAUGUUCACUGUGGAUUUUAGUGAAGAUAUGAGUGACGUUCACAAAUACAUUGCCGAUAACAACUUGGACCUCAAACUAGGCGGCUAUUGAUAUAUUAUGUUAUGUAUGUAUUGUUGUAUAUUAUGUUUAGAAAUAAAGACUU